UGACGGGAUCCAUCCGUGUUCAAGAAACAUGGCGGACAAAGAGGAUGAGCCGACGAUCGCUCAAGACUUGGUUGUCACCAAGUACAAAAUGGCUGGAGAAAUGGUCAACAAGAUUCUUAAACAUCUGUUGACCAUGUGUACAGCCGGCACAUCUGUACUCGCCAUUUGCGAAGAAGGUGACAAGCAGUUGAACGAAGAAACGAGCAAAGUGUUUAAGAAGGAGAAAGAGCUGAAGAAAGGCAUUGCUUUUCCCACCUGCGUUUCGGUAAACAACUGCAUCUGCCACUACUCCCCACUCAGGUCUGACACCGAGUACAUUCUGAAAGACGGGGAUGUAGUCAAGCUGGAUCUAGGAGCGCACAUUGAUGGUUUUAUUGCGGUUGUGGCACAUACAGUCAUCGUGGGAGCAAGCCUUGAUAACAAGGUGAAAGGCAGGAAGGCUGACGUCAUCAAGGCUGCCUACUAUGCAGCCGAGGCUGCUCUACGACUUGUCAAGCCUGGUAUUGAGAACAACGCUGUGACAGACGUGAUUCAGAAGGUGGCAGAAUCCUACAACUGCAAGCCUGUUGAAGGGAUGCUGUCACACCAGUUGAAGCAGUACAGGAUAGACGGAGAGAAGUCAAUCAUUCAGAACCCGACGGAAGCCCAGAGGAAAGAGCACGAGAAGUGCAAGUUUGAACUGCAUGAAGUGUAUGCGAUCGACGUCCUGGUGAGCACAGGAGAAGGCAAGGGUCGCGAGAUGGACACCCGAACGACUGUGUACAAGCGCACCGACGAAACUUACUUGUUGCGAAGCAAGGCAUCUCGAGCCUUCCUUAGCAUUGUAGACAAGCAGUAUGCCUCUAUGCCAUUCACACUAAGGGCGUUUGACGAGGAGAUUAAGGCGAAAAUGGGAGUCGUUGAGUGUGUCAACCACAAGCUACUUGACCCAUUCCAGGUCCUGUAUGAAAAGGAGGGUGAAUUUGUGGCCCAGUUCAAAUACACAGUGCUGCUGAUGCCGUCUGGCUCCCAUCGCAUCACGGGUGGCCAGCUGGACCUUGAACUGUUUGAGUCCGAGUACAAGGUGGAAGAUGAGGCGCUCAGUGCUUUGCUCAACCGCUCAGUGAUAGCCAGGUCAGCUAAGAAAAAGAAGAAGAAAGCAGAGAAGGCAAUGCUAACAGCUGGUGAUGGUGCCGGGGAGGCAGAAAACAUGGAUGCUGCGGAGGACUGAUGGGAUCUGUUUCGGCUUCAGGAAACAGACAUGCUUGGUUGUCAGCCUGGCCUAGGUGGUGUGCUUGUGAAAGGGGCGUGAACAGCUGGACAUCGUCAUCCUCACAUUUUUUUUUUUUUACCAACAAGCACAUGCUCACUGAAGACCGAGCCUUGUUUGAGCCAGCCAGCAACAUCAAACCCCAAUCUGAAUUCCUGGGCUCAUGGUCUGGCUCUGAGGUGGAUUAAAUGGUUUUGCAAACACUG
Molecule: messenger RNA, 1455 nt
Organism: Dermacentor andersoni
Lineage: Eukaryota; Metazoa; Arthropoda; Arachnida; Ixodida; Ixodidae
Product: proliferation-associated protein 2G4
Source: RefSeq, a predicted model, not a curated record